AUGUCUCAACCAAGAUUCCCGCCAAGCCGCUCGCUCCUCAGCACUUCAACAACUUCUACGCGCUCUGCUUCGCCGAGGGAUGGCCCGAAGGACGGCGCUGACGUUUCGCGGAAGCGGAAGAAUGAUGCGGAAUGGACGAAUUCGGCUGGCGCAUCGGACAGUCACAGCUUCAAGCACGAAAGGACGUUUCAACCGGAGCUUGAAGAAUCGUUGGCCAAGAGGAAAUAUCCGACAGCCGGAAAGAGAGUGUACAAUGAGUUGGACGGGGUCGUUAGGAAUGACCUGCCGGAUGAAGAAAAGGCAAAAUCUGAGGUCGAGCGAUUUGGGAAAAUUGAUGUUUUCGAUCAAGACCACGAGCAGCUGAUCGAGCUCCUGAAGGAUGUCGCGCUCGUUGACCAGUCGCUCGACAAGUCAUUGGCUCGAAAACUGGACAUCAUGAGGAAAACCGCGCUGCCGCUGAUGGCAUCACUGACACCCAGCUUGGCGGUGACCCCAUCUACGCAAGCAAUGACGCCGCGACCUCCACCAGCGAUGGGACCAGCGUCCCUGGCCACCCCUCCGGCGAUGGGACCAGCAUCUCUCGCCGUUCCGCCUCCUGCAAUGACACGCCCUCCGCCGAUUCCGUUUAGUAUAGAUCCCAAAGUUGAUCGAACUCAAGGGUUCCCUACCCGGCGCGGCAACCGGCGGCUUGACGGGUUCGGCAUCGGUCCCGAAUCUGAGGUCUCUGCCCGACUUCUCCAAGCCACCUCCACCAAUACCGAACGCAACGGUGGUCAACGUGCCACCUCCGAUGCAUUCUGUAACAAAUGUGUCAAACGUGGUGCCCAUCUGGUCUUCUCUGCCUGGGCAUGGGUCCACCCGGCCAUGAUUGCCUGGCCCAUUAGCUUGCCCAUCACAACGGUUUGCUAUGCGGCCGACGCUACCGUGCCACCAGAGCUAGAAUUCCACACUCCGGAUAGCCUGAAGCGGAGACGGAUGGAUGAGCUUCUUCUCUCCCAGAAUCUACGGCGAGCACCAAACGGGUCCGGUGACCAUCCACCCUCGAAAAGACAUGUUGACCUAAAGGAGAAGCCCGGCAUACCUUAUAUGGUAUUGCCGAAAGAGCCACGAUUCAAGGACCUCGUCCAUCCUCGAUUUGCUCUCGAUAUUGGUGGUACCCUCUGCAAACUCAUCUAUACAACCGUGUGCCACGAAAAGGGAAGCGACCGACCAGAGACGUUACUCAACUUCACCAAAUUCACCAAUCUAGACGACUGCAUCAAAUUUGUAAAAGAGGAGUGGAUCGGUCGCAAGGCGGAAGAUACUUUACGAUGCACCGGUGGCGGUGCCUUCAAAUACUCGGAAAAAAUUCACCAGGAACUCGGCGUCAAUGUACACCGGGUCGAUGAGAUGGAGGCGCUGAUCGAAGGGUGUGAUUUUUUGCUUAAUAAUAAUGAGGAUGAGUCUUUCACGUACGACAAUACGGCUGUAGGAAUCGAAAAGUUCCAAUACAAACCUAUCACUUCCGAGAUGGUCUUCCCCUUUCUGCUGGUUAACAUUGGGACGGGAAUUUCAAUCUUAAAGGUAAACUCGAGAUCUUCGUACGAGCGUAUUGGCGGUUCCUCGAUGGGUGGUGGGACGUUUGUCGGGUUGGGGAAUAUGCUCACCGGAGCUGGAUUUGACGAGUUGCUCCAAAUGGCCAGCAGGGGUGACCACAGAAAUGUUGACACGCUAGUCGCGGAUAUUUAUGGAGGCUCCUACGACGCGCUGCGACUAUCCUCUGACGUGAUUGCUGGCUCGUUUGGCAAAUGCAACCAGCACGUGCAUUCGUCUGGGGCGAGCCCCGUCAACAGGGAUGAUAUUGCCAAAAGCCUGCUCCUCAUGGUCAGCAAUAAUAUAGGGCAGAUGGCCAUGCUCUAUGGCAACCGCUACAACGUGAAGCGUAUUUAUUUUGGCGGGUUCUUCGUCCGAAAGCAUGAGAUUACGAUGCGCACGCUCACCUAUGCCGUGGAUUUCUGGAGCAAGGGAGCCUGUGAAGCGUUCUUCAUGAAGCAUGAAGGCUAUCUCGGAGCCGUCGGGGCAUUUUUUCUUGCCAAGAACUUCGUGCCCCAGCAAGCAACGCGGUUUCGGCACACUAUUAAUCAAACAUCCGGUCUAUUAAGGAAAAAUAAAUUCUUAAUACAACCGUUUAUACGAACAUGCUUCCAUCCGGGCGCUGGAACACAAGCGCCGAUCCAGAGUGCAGCAAAUGUUAGUGGAUGGGAAGUGGUGAAGCGGUUGCUCCGAUUUGUGUGGCCAAAGGGAAACGCGCCGAUACGGAAGCGUGUGGUCAUCGCCAUGGGAUUGUUAAUAAUAGCAAAGCUGGCGAAUGUAGCUGUGCCGUUCCUCUACAAGGACAUUGUCAACUACUACAACGAUAAAUCCCCAGAAUUCAUGAAGCUUCGUUUUGAUACGUCAGCACAUGCGGUGCUCACGGUUGGAAUGUGUAUAAUCGUUGCCUAUGGUCUAGCAAGAGCGUCGUCGGCAUUGAUGAACGAAUUGAGGAAUGCGGUAUUCGCCCGAGUCGCGCAGCAUGCCACCCGCAAGAUUGCGCACGACAUUUUUCUCCACCUCCACUCUCUCGACCUGUCAUUUCAUUUGAAUCGCCAGACUGGAGCUCUUUCAAAGGCCAUUGAUCGAGGCACCCGGGGUAUGGCCUUCGUGAUGAGCGCAUUGAUCUUCAACGUCUUCCCUACGAUUGUUGAAUUAGGAAUGGUAUCCGCAAUAUUUGCAACAACCCUGGGAUCCGAGUUCGCAUACGCUACGAUGGGUUGCGUCGGAAUGUACGGUGUCGCGACGCUUGGAAUCACAAGAUGGCGAACAAAAUUCCGCCACGAGAUGAAUCAGGCCGAUAACGAUGCAGGGAAUAAAGCUGUCGACUCGCUGAUCAACUAUGAAACUGUUAAGUAUUUCAACAACGAGAAGUUCGAGGCAGCGCGAUAUGAUCAUUUCUUGCAAAAAUAUCAGGAAGCUUCGCUGAAGACAACAACGUCGCUGGCUUUCCUCAAUUUUACGCAGAAUGCCAUCUUUUCGACAGGCCUUGUGGGAAUCAUGGCCCUUGCAGCGAAUGGAAUUCAAAAUGGAACUCUAACCGUCGGAGAUCUCGUUUUGGCCAACACGCUGCUCUUCCAGCUAUCGAUUCCCCUGAACUUCUUGGGCUCUGUAUACCGAGAAAUUCGUCAAGGACUGGUGGAUAUGAACACAAUGUUUGGCCUGCUAAAUCUGAAAAGCAAGAUUGUUGACGACCCGAAUGCCAAGAACUUGGAUAUUACAAAGGAGGCCAUCGCGAUGUCGUUCAAAGAUGUUCACUUCGAAUAUAUUCCCGGUCAGCAUAUCCUGCAGGGGCUGAAUCUGGAUAUUCCGGAGGGCAAGAAGGUCGCUGUGGUUGGAGGCUCCGGAUCAGGCAAGUCAACGAUUGUCCGCUUAAUCUACCGGCUCUACGACGUAGAUUCUGGACAGAUCACCAUCGAAAACGAAAGCUUGAAGAAGGUGUCGUUGACGUCCCUUCGUGAUCAAAUUUCGAUCGUGCCCCAGGACUGUGUGCUAUUCCACGACACAAUUUACUACAACUUGGCCUAUGGCAACCCGGAAGCGAGUAGAGAGGAGGUGAUCAACGCAGCGAAAAUGGCCGACUUGCAUGAGAGCGUUUUGCGGAUGCCGAAUGGCUAUGAAACGCUGGUCGGUGAACGUGGCCUGAAACUUUCCGGCGGUGAAAAGCAACGCGUCGCCAUCGCUAGAGCCAUUCUAAAGAACGCGCCACUUGUGGUAUAUGACGAGGCGACCUCUUCCCUGGAUGCGAUCACCGAAUCGAACAUCAUGUCCGCCCUCCGAUCGGCCGUCAAGCAGAGGACGACGUUGUUCAUUGCACACCGACUGGCAACAAUUGUGGAUGCCGACAUCAUCUACGUGCUGAAGGAUGGACGAGUGGCCGAACAGGGCACACAUCAGCAACUACUGCUGAAUCCUGACUCACUCUACUCUGAACUGUGGAAAUCACAGAAUCGCGGUGUCGACGCGGAGGUGAAGAAGAUCAAGAAGGUCGAAGAUGAGCUCGAGGUGAACCCGCUGCUGAUCCUGGAAGAUCCGAAAUGCUGCGGCAACAGCUCGUGCAGCAGCAAA
Messenger RNA from Mesorhabditis spiculigera, 4137 nucleotides. The record is from the annotation of a GenBank genome assembly. Lineage: Eukaryota; Metazoa; Nematoda; Chromadorea; Rhabditida; Rhabditidae.